AUGGCGUCAUAUUUUUCUUCAAUUCUGUUCCAUGCAAUGGAUUGUAUUGGAUUCUCCAGACAAAUGAUUCUACUAAGAUCAGAUAUAGCUAACAAUAUGUAUGAAACAGUAAGCGAAAACUGUGCAGAAUAUCUUUGCAUGGAAGUAAUACUCGCUGGAAGUAAAUCGGAGGGAGUAACUCAAACGAACGCAAGUGACAAUGAUCUUAUGCUUGUUCUAAGAAAAUGUAUCUGUGUAGAUACAGGUCGUCAGGAAAAUGACUUCAUCGUCCUUGAAGCAAUAACAAAAGACUGUCCUCCUGGCUAUACACAGUUACGUCUUGUGAAUGAUGGAAAUAUGGACAUCCCUGAUAUAUUUUACAUGGCAUCUGAAUAUGACAUUAUUAAAGGUGUUCUUUUAUUAAAAAGCGCUGGGUUUCACAAGUUCUUUACUCUUGUUAGCGCAGAUAUUCCUUCAUUUGACGGACUCGAGCAAAAAUAUACGGCUAUAAACGGGCCAGCAUUCUCUAUGAUUGUUGAGCGAUCGAAUUACCUUGGAAUCAAAUCAGCUAAAAUCUAUAACGACCACGUGCUUGCAAUGCCCUAUUAUUCAUUCACAAUUCUGACAGAGUGGAAAAAUCGUGUCAGACAUUACGAAUGGCCGCCUGCAAGUUUGAUACACGACGUGUCAACUAUGGAAGGCUUUGUAGUCCCAAUAGGUCAUAAACUUAGCGAAGAACAGCACUUUGAAUGGAGAAUAUGUUACACUACAGCUGAACGGCAGUUGAUAACUAGUUUAAAUGAGACGCAGCUGAAACUGUAUAUUGUGAUUAAAAUGGUGAACAAAAAUGUCAUUAAACCAGUGCUUGAUUGCGUCACCUCAUAUAUGCUUAAAAAUGUUAUUCUAUGGGUAACGGAAUGUUCGCCCCUAUGUAUUCAACAUUCUUCUUAUCUUACCCGUUUUAUGAUACAAAGUUUAUGGUUCCUGUUACAUUGUUUGCUUAAUAAUCAUCUCCCAAAUUACAUGAUACCAUCUCGAAACCUCUUACUCGGAAAGAUGAAAAGUGAUCAAAAGCAAACACUUACUCGAUUAUUAGGUGAUCUGAUAAACGAAGGGGACACAAUAGUUCUCAGGUGUGAUAAACUAAAAAAUGCUAUGUUUAUUUUGGUCAGUAAUCAGUCACUUGCAUUUGCAUUUAAAGUUUGGCGUGAUGAAGUCGAAAAACUGAUUCUUGAAAUUAAUAGAAACAUUACGAUUAAGACACGACCGGAUAUGAUAUUGCGGUCAAGUUAUAUUUAUGAUAUGUGCUAUGAAUAUUGGAAAGAUGAGUCUUACAUGGUAAAUAUCUUUCGUUUAUAUUCCCUGCUGAAUGUAGACAUCUUUUCACUGACUCAAAACGGCAUACAGAAUUUUCAGGACAUAGUCACGUGUCUGGAUAAUUUGUUGUCAUGA
Ruditapes philippinarum (Manila clam) is the source of this 1431-nucleotide messenger RNA. RefSeq lists its product as uncharacterized. Bases 1 to 1431 code for a protein of 476 amino acids. The record is from RefSeq and is a predicted model, not a curated record. NCBI's taxonomy places the organism in Eukaryota, Metazoa, Mollusca, Bivalvia, Venerida, Veneridae. The transcript has a single exon.